Messenger RNA from Podospora anserina S mat+, 1752 nucleotides. RefSeq lists its product as uncharacterized. NCBI's taxonomy places the organism in Eukaryota, Fungi, Ascomycota, Sordariomycetes, Sordariales, Podosporaceae. Gene Ontology annotation, biological process: sulfur amino acid metabolic process. Gene Ontology annotation, molecular function: adenylylsulfate kinase activity; sulfate adenylyltransferase (ATP) activity; ATP binding. The transcript is spliced from 4 exons. The record is from RefSeq and is a predicted model, not a curated record. Gene Ontology annotation, cellular component: cytoplasm. The coding region runs from base 1 to 1752 and encodes 583 amino acids.
AUGGCCAACACACCCCACGGCGGCGUCCUCAAGGACCUCAUCGCCCGCGAUGCCCCCAGACACGCCGAGCUCUCGGCCGAGGCCGAGACGCUCCCCGCGCUGCUGCUGAGCGAGAGGCAGUUGUGCGAUUUGGAGUUGAUCUUGACGGGUGGUUUCUCUCCUCUUGAGGGUACGUUAUGUUCACUUUUCAGCACUCAAUGGCUUGCCAAAAAAUAUGGUGGUGAUGGCUUCAUGACCGAGAAAGACUACAAUGGCGUCGUAAAAGACAACCGUCUGGCCGACGGCGCGCUGUUCUCCAUGCCGAUCACUCUUGAUGUUGACCAAGCGACGAUUGACGAGGUCAAGAUUGCGCCCGGGGCGCGGAUCACGCUGCGGGAUUUCAGAGAUGAUAGGAACUUGGCCAUCUUGACGGUGGAGGAUGCUAAGGAGGUUUUCGGCGGUGAUGAGGAGCAUCCUGCUAUUCAGUACCUUUACAACACCGCCAAGGAGUUUUAUGUCGGUGGAAAGCUUGAGGCUAUCAACAAGCUGCAGCAUUAUGACUUUGUCGAGUUGAGAUACACUCCUGCUGAGCUCCGCGCUCACUUCGACAAGCUCGGCUGGGCCAAGGUUGUCGCUUUCCAGACCCGUAACCCGAUGCACCGCGCCCACAGGGAACUCACCGUCCGCGCCGCCCGCUCUCACCACGCCAACGUCCUCAUCCACCCCGUCGUCGGCCUCACCAAGCCCGGCGACAUCGACCACUUCACCCGUGUCCGUGUCUACAAGGCCCUCCUCCCCAGAUACCCCAACGGCAUGGCCGUCCUCGGCCUCCUCCCCCUCGCCAUGCGCAUGGGCGGCCCCCGCGAGGCCAUCUGGCACGCCAUCAUCCGCAAGAACCACGGCGCCACGCACUUCAUCGUCGGCCGUGACCACGCCGGCCCCGGCAAGAACUCCAAGGGGGUCGACUUCUACGGCCCCUACGACGCCCAGUACGCCGUCGAAAAGUACCGCGACGAGCUCGGCAUCGAGGUCGUCCCCUUCCAGAUGAUGACCUACCUCCCCGACAGCGACGAGUACGCCCCCGUCGACCAGAUCUCCAAGGGCGUCCGCACCCUCAACAUCUCCGGCACCGAGCUCCGCUCCAGACUCCGCAGUGGAAGGGAAAUCCCCGAGUGGUUCUCGUACCCCGAGGUCGUCAAGGUCCUCAGGGAGUCGCACCCUCCCCGUUCCCAGCAGGGUUUCACGGUCUUCCUUACCGGCUACCAAAACUCGGGCAAGGACCAGAUUGCCCGCGCGCUGCAGGUGACUCUCAACCAGCAGGGUGGGCGGUCUGUCUCCCUUCUCCUCGGCGAAACCGUCCGCUCCGAGCUCUCUUCCGAGCUCGGCUUCAGCAGGGAAGACCGCGACAAGAACAUUGCCCGCAUUGCCUUUGUCGCCUCCGAACUUACCAGGUCAGGCGCGGCCGUCAUUGCUGCCCCCAUCGCCCCCUUCGAGCAGGCUCGCAAGCACGCCCGGGAGCUGGUGGAGAAGUAUGGUGACUUCUACCUCGUGCACGUCGCCACUCCGCUCGAGUACUGCGAGAAGACGGACAAGAGGGGGAUCUACGCCAAGGCGAGGGCGGGCGAGAUCAAGGGUUUCACUGGCGUGGAUGACCCCUAUGAGGCGCCCGAGAAGGCGGACUUGGUGGUUGAUUUGCAGAAGCAGAGCGUUAGGGGGAUUGUGCACCAGAUUAUUUUGCAACUGGAGGGCGCUGGGUUGUUGGAUAGGUUUUAA